AGCAGGUGUGGCCAGUGGACUACGAGACGGAGGCGGCGUCGCGGAGGCUGGUGGAGGCGGUGGAGCGGGGUGAUCUGAGGGAGGUGGCGGAGUGCCUGGCGGAUCCGAUGGUGGACGUGAACUACUCCGGAGCUGUGUGCCUCAAGUGGCGGCGGGCGGAGGUGGCGCUCCGGGAGGAGGUCCCCAACGAAGUUCGCGUCGAGUACGAGGAGCUCCGCACCGACGUCUCCGCCCUCUUCCUCGCCGCCCACUCCGGCCACCUCCCCCUCGUCCGCAAGCUCCUGGGGGCGGGAGCGGACGUGAACCAAAGGCUGUUCAGGGGGUACGCGAUGACCGCGGCGGCGAGGGAGGGGCGGGUGGAGGUGGUAGAGCUGCUGCUGAAGGCCGGGGCCUCGCAGCCGGCGUGCGAGGAGGCGGUUGUGGAGGCGUGCUCCCACGGGCGUGCAAGGCUGGCGGAGCUACUCAUGGCCGCCGACCUCGUCCGCCCACAUGUCGCCGUGCAUGCGCUCGUCUCUGCUGCUGCCCGGGGGUUCGUCGACGUCGUUGACACCCUCAUCAAGUGUGGGGUUGAUCCAAAUGCAACCGACCGCAUGCUACUCCGCUCAUUGAAGCCAUCACUGCAUAUCAACGUCAACUGUACGGCUCUCGUCGCCGCCAUCGUCAGUCGGCAAGUCGCUGCCGUCCGACGAUUACUUCAGGCCGGAGUGAGGAAGGACGCUACGGUGAGGUUGGGUGCAUGGUCAUGGGACACUGCCACUGGAGAGGAGUUCCGGGUGGGAGCCGGGCUUGCCGAGCCCUACAGCGUUGCCUGGUGCGCCGUCGAGUACUUCGAGUCUACCGGAACUAUACUGCGGAUGCUCCUCCGGCACUACUCCCCCAGCACCGUGCACUUGGGCCGGGCCCUUCUCCAUCAUGCCAUCCUUUGUGCCAAUCCGCGUGCCGUCCACAUCCUCUUAGCAUAUCGUGGAGUCGACCGUGAGCUCCCCGUGAGAACCAGCAGGAACAAUGAGUUCCGGCCGAUCCACAUGGCCGCCCGGCUUGGCCAGCCUUCAGUCCUGCAAGUCUUGAUCCAGAAGAGGUGCGACCUCGAUUCCAGAACAGAGUCCGGGGAGACUGCGUUGAUGCUAUGCGCGCGGUACAAGCGUGAUGAAUGCCUUAAAGUUCUUGUAUCGGCUGGUGCCGAUCUCGGCCUGGUUAGCUCCUCUGGCGCUUCGGCUGCAUCGGUUGCCGCUGCAAACCGGUGGGGCAUCGGCUUCCAACAUGCCGUCCUCGAUGUUAUGAGGUCAGGGAAGGUUCCUCGAUCGAGUGAUUCAUCCGUCUUCUCUCCGUUAAUCUUUGCGGCACGCUUCGGCGAUGCCGAAGCUUUGGAGGCACUGCUGAUGCAACCAGAGGUUGAGAUUGACGAGCAAGAUGAGAAUGGCUUCUCGGCUGUUAUGGUUGCGGCUAAGGAAGGCUACGUCGACGCCUUCCGCUUCCUGGUCUUCGCCGGUGCCAAUGUGGAGCUAAGAAAUAGAGCAGGGGAGACGGCGAUCAAGCUUUCUCAGUCGAACAGCAAUUCGGAUCUUUUGGAGCAGGUGAUGCUGGAGUUCGCUCUCGAGAAGGGCGGUGCGGGGGGGUUCUGCGCUCUGCACUACGCGGCUCGACGUGGAGACUUGGCUGCGGUGCGGCUUUUGACGGCGAGGGGCUGCGACGUCGGCGUGCCUGACGGCGAUGGGUACACGCCGCUGAUGCUGGCGGCGAGGGAAGGCCAUGGAGCAGUGUGUGAGUUCUUGAUUGCUUCCGGUGCCAGGUGCAAUAAAAAGACUCACCGGGGCGAGACCGCGCUUUCACUGGCGAGGAUGAAUGCUAAAUUAUUUGGCAAGGAGGCGGAAGAUGUGAUAUUGGAUGAGAUGGCGAGGGUGUUGGUCUUGGAAGGGAGGUGUGUGAAGAAGCACACGAAGGGCGGCCGGGGAUCGCCGCAUGGGAAGGUGCUGAGGAUGGUGGGGGCCGCAGGGGUGCUGCGGUGGGGCAAGUCGAGGUGCAGGAAUGUGGUGUGCAGGGAGGCUGAGGUGGGGGGGAGCUCGGCGUUUCAGAGGAAGCGGGGAGCAAAGAAGGAUGCUUUUGAGCCUGGGCUGUUCAGGGUGGUGACCACCAAGGAGAGGGAGGUGCAUUUCGUGUGCGAGGGUGGGAAGGAGAUGGCUGAGCUCUGGGUGAGGGGGAUUAGGCUGAUCACAAGGGCAGCAUUUGGAAAGGGAGAGAAGUAGGUGGUGGAGGGUUCUUUUGGAUGAUAUGCUGUAAAGAAUGGAGAGAGAGAAGAUGGACUUCAAGUCCAAGUUUUUAAUUUUUUUAUGUGGGUUUGAGUGGUGUAUAGUUUGAUCUUAGAUAAACUAUAGAUUUUA
Molecule: messenger RNA, 2378 nt
Organism: Phoenix dactylifera (date palm)
Lineage: Eukaryota; Viridiplantae; Streptophyta; Magnoliopsida; Arecales; Arecaceae
Molecular function (GO): protein binding
Source: RefSeq, a predicted model, not a curated record